AUGAGGCUCCCCACCCUCCUCGCAGCCACUCUACUAACAAUCACUGCAUCCUCCUCUCCUACAUCAAACCACACCUACACCAACCCCAUACUCCCAGGCUGGCACUCCGACCCAACAUGCGCGCACGUCUCGGAACACAACACCACCUUCUGCGCCACCUCCACCUUCAUCGCCUACCCCGGCCUCCCCAUCUAUGCCAGUAAAGACCUGCAGAACUGGAAACUCGCCAGCAACGCCUUCAACCGGCCCUCUCAAAUCCCCGAUCUCCGAAAUACCACAGACCAACAAGGUGGCAUCUACGCCCCAACCCUGCGCUACCACAAUGGCACCUUCUACCUGAUCGUCACCUACCUCGGCACAGACAUCCAAGGCCUCCUCUUCACCACCACCAACCCCUACAACAACUCCGCUUGGACCGACCCCCUCGUCUUCACCGUCACAGGCAUCGACCCGGACAUCUUCUGGGACGACGACGGUACCGUCUACGUGACAUCUGCGAACAGUGGCUCCUCCAGCGGAAACCACAUCCAGCAAUACUCCCUCGAUCUAACCACCGGAGCCACCGGCCCCAUCCACAACCUCUGGAACGGCACUGGAGGCUCCAGCCCCGAGGGACCGCACAUAUUCCGCAAAGACGGAUAUUACUACCUUAUGAUCGCCGAGGGAGGGACAGAACUUGGCCACUCGGAGACGAUUGCUCGGUCAAGGUUCCGGACCGGGCCGUGGGAAGCUUAUCCCCGGAAUCCGCUGUUGACGAAUCGCAAUACGACGCAGUAUUUUCAGACGGUCGGACAUGCGGAUCUGUUUCAGGAUAGUGUGGGGGAUUGGUGGGCUGUGGCGCUGAGUACACGAUCUGGGCCGGCGUGGAAGAAUUAUCCCAUGGGGAGAGAGACGGUUCUUGCGCCGGCGAGAUGGGAGGAGGGCGAGUGGCCGGUUGUGCAGCCUGUUCGGGGGAUGAUGAGUGGGCCUUUGAUGUCGGAGGAUAGGGGGAUUGCAGUUGGUGAGGGGGGUUGGAUUGAUCAGCCUGAUAGAGUGGAUUUCAAUCCGGGGUCGGCGAUUCCAGCGCAUUUUGUGUAUUGGAGGUAUCCGAGGACGGAUAAUUUUGUGGUUUCACCGGAGGGGUAUCCUAAUACUUUGAGGCUGACUCCGUCGUUUUAUAAUCUGACAGGGACGCCGGAGUUCAAGCCAGAUGAUGGGUUGACGCUGGUUAUGCGUCGGCAGACGGAUACGUUGUUCACGUAUGGUGUGGAUAUAUCGUUUGAUCCUGAGAUCGAUGGUGAGGAAGCUGGGGUUACGGUGUUUUUGACUCAGGAACAGCACAUUGAUUUGGGUAUUGUCUUGCUACAGAACAAUCUGUCAUUCAGGUUCCGUGUUGAAGGCCGGGGUAACUACGAUGGCCCUCUUCCUGGACAGACUAUUUCUGUGCCAAAGGAAUGGCAAGCAGACACUAUAAGGCUUGAGAUCCAGGCUGUCAACGACACGACCUAUGCCUUUUCCGCUGCGCCAUCAAGGAACCUGGGCCAUAAGAGAGUCAUUGGGUGGGCAGAUACGAGGAUUGUCAGUGGUGGCACUGGUCGGUUUACUGGCGCACUUGUUGGUGCUUAUGCUACGAAGAAUGGAGGCGUUGGGUAUACACCGGCUUAUAUUAGUAGAUGGAGAUAUCAAGGACAAGGCCAGGAAAUUGACUAUGGUCGUAUAGUUCCGAGCUGGACUAGGUCUGUUGUGUCGUUGGAAGAUUAG
Molecule: messenger RNA, 1740 nt
Organism: Aspergillus luchuensis
Lineage: Eukaryota; Fungi; Ascomycota; Eurotiomycetes; Eurotiales; Aspergillaceae
Product: glycoside hydrolase family 43 protein
Exons: 2
Coding region: 1-1740 (579 amino acids)
Biological process (GO): carbohydrate metabolic process
Molecular function (GO): hydrolase activity, hydrolyzing O-glycosyl compounds
Source: RefSeq, a predicted model, not a curated record